AUGGAAGAUACUCCUGCCCCUGCUUGUGAAUGGAAACACUUUCGCGAUUGGGCCCUUGUUGUUGUCUCUUGCCAACUGAACGCAAGCCAAAAAGGACUAGAGGUCGAGACUUGGAAUUUGGCAUCGAUUAUACACACCUUAUCGAUGGAGGUAUAUUACCCAGGACAUGAGAAGCCGAAGGCGUCUGUGAUCUUGUUCGACCUCUGUGAGCUAAUCAACUGGUUGAAUACUAUCAACUCCUUCAUCCUACCUGAAUUCGAGUUUAAACAACCAUUGCGAACACACAUAUCUAGGCAAGAAAUCGUCGAAGCUACUCAGACAGCGCAUAAAAACGGUAUUUGUAUGAAUCGGCUCUGGAACCUGGCGGUAGGGGGACAUGAGAGGGAAGAGGUUGACUUACCUGUUCUCAUGAGAAUGCUACAAAGCCAAAAUCGGACAGACUCGUCUGAUGUCGAAACAUCGCACCGGAGUUCAGGACAUGAUACCUGCACCGCAGAAGUCUGCUGUUUUAGCAGUAUUGAUAGCACCCGUGUUCAACAGCUUCACAAGUGCUCAGACAAAGCUUGCGAUGAUAUACUAUGGUUCCGAACCUCAGGGGUUCAGAGCGAAUGUAUCACAUGGUGGCUUGACGACGGCGAGAAAAGUCCGUAUAUUGUCGACUCAAAAAAAGAGCCAUACAUGGCAAUCUCCCAUGUAUGGUCAGAUGGCACAGGCGGAGGAGUACAAGGCGAUGGCCACGUAAACCGGUGCUUAUUCAAUUACUUCAGAGAUAUAGCGAUAAGCCUGGGGUGCAGAGCAAUUUGGUGGGAUACAAUUUCUAUCCCGUCGGAACGGGUAGCUCGACAAAAAGCUAUCAGUCGGAUGCACGAGAAUUUCAGAGAAGCCUCUCACACGAUUAUACACGAUCAGUCCAUCGUUCAGUCUCCCUGGACUGACGGCGGUCGCUCAUGUCUCGCUCUCGUGCUCUCACCAUGGUUCACUCGUGCCUGGACUGCUCUGGAGCUGAGGCUGACUCAUAAAGGGAAAGUUUGGGUGAUAUAUGAUGAUCCCAGCGGCUACAAAUUAAAGAAUCUUGAUGAAAAUAUCCUAGCUCGUCAUCCAGCUUAUUCUUCCCGCGGUCAUUGGAUAGUAUCGUCCUUGGUCGAGCAGCUACGUCAGCAACAAUUCAACAAUAUUGGAGAUAUCUUGAAAGUCCUUCGGACAAGAAACACGUCGUGGCCACGAGAUCUUAUGGUAGUCGCUGGGCUUCUUACCGAACAUAAGCCAGAGACAACCAAGUCUGACUUCAUUGCGCUCAUUACGCGCGCUGUUAUUGCAGGUCUCGUAGUAAUUGAAGAAUCUUUCCUAUACCAUGGCCACGCUACUAUGAGCCAAAAAGGGGGAUGGUCUUGGUGCCCAUUCAGCUUGUUGGAUGUUCAGCUACGGACCAAUGCGGAUGAGUAUGAGAGAAUCUAUGUUGAUGAACAGGGCGCGACAACUGGAUACUGGAAGUACCGCGAGUUAGAAAAAGGGGAUACAGACAAGCUGCAACCCUAUAGCUUUCACAUAUCAGUUCACUGGCAGAUUCGGACCGCUCUGGAUCAGUGGGAGAAUUGCCUAUUGUUGCAACAUCGUUAUACAUCGCCGAAAGCUCUACUAGUUAUACCUUUAGGGUCUGGUAUUUCGAACAUAGGUGGCGAGGACUAUCAUGUUCUGGAGUGUCAAUUCGUUGGCACUGUAUACACAUUGCUCGAGUGGGGCGAAUCCUUCAGGAUCACAGUCCGACUGGGAAAGCUUGAGAGUGAACCAAUCAUGAAUGCAAAAGAUUGCAUCGACGAGUAUAGGGGUAUCAAAGGUCCAAGAAUGGUUAUGCCUCCUUCUGGGCAUGAUUUGAUUUCUAUAAGAGAAGCACGGAAAAAGCUUCUAGCCCCGAGCGAAAGAGCAUGA
Letharia lupina is the source of this 1926-nucleotide messenger RNA. RefSeq lists its product as uncharacterized. Lineage: Eukaryota; Fungi; Ascomycota; Lecanoromycetes; Lecanorales; Parmeliaceae. The coding region runs from base 1 to 1926 and encodes 641 amino acids. The record is from RefSeq and is a predicted model, not a curated record. The transcript has a single exon.